AGCUCUCAAGUCACCACCUUCUUUCUCUAUACCAACUCAAACACACAGCAGCCAUGGCUAUCCGCUGUCAAUUCGAGAACAGCAAUGAGAUCGGUGUCUUCUCUAAGCUCACCAACUCGUACUGCCUCGUGUGUGUGGGCGGCAGCGAGAACUUCUACAGCACCUUCGAGUCUGAGCUGGCAGACCACAUUCCCGUAGUGCACGCCAGUAUCGCCGGCUGCCGCUUCGUAGGACGCGUGGCUGUGGGCAACAAGCGCGGUCUGCUGCUUCCCAGCACCACCACGGACCAGGAGAUGCAGCACAUCCGUAACGCGCUGCCCGACUCGGUCGUGGUACAGCGUGUGGAGGAGCGACUCUCGGCUUUGGGUAACUGCAUCACCACGAACGAUCACGUGGCGCUCGUACACACGGAUCUGGAUCGUGAAACGGAAGAAAUCGUGGCUGACACUCUCGGCGUCGAGGUCUUCCGUCAAACUGUCGCGGGCAACGCGCUCGUAGGCAGCUACAGCGCUCUGUCCAACCAGGGAUGCCUCGUGCACCCGCGCACCAGCGUGGAGGACCAGGAGGAGCUCAGUUCUCUGCUACAGGUGCCCGUUGUGGCCGGUACAGUCAACCGCGGUAGCGAUGUAAUUGGCGCCGGCCUCGUGGUGAACGAUUGGACGGCUUUCUGUGGCCUAGACACCACGUCCACCGAGAUCUCAGUGGUCGAGAGCAUCUUCAAGCUCCAGAACGCACAGCCCACCAACAUUGCCACCACCAUGCGCAGCGCUCUCAUCGACUCCAUGACCUAAGGCAGCAGACAGUUACGACGGGGAGAACAAAGUGUGCAAUCCAUUUCCAAGUUUACAUGUAGCCGAAUUAGGUCUCAAGAACACGCUACGAUACUGAAGGCUUGGAGAGCUCUGGUCCCCGUGCUUUAGCUAUUUAACCGUAC
Messenger RNA from Phytophthora infestans T30-4, 934 nucleotides. Its product is annotated as eukaryotic translation initiation factor 6. Gene Ontology annotation, molecular function: ribosomal large subunit binding. Bases 54 to 791 code for a protein of 245 amino acids. NCBI's taxonomy places the organism in Eukaryota, Oomycota, Peronosporomycetes, Peronosporales, Peronosporaceae. Gene Ontology annotation, biological process: maturation of 5.8S rRNA; maturation of LSU-rRNA; assembly of large subunit precursor of preribosome. Gene Ontology annotation, cellular component: nucleolus; preribosome, large subunit precursor; cytosol. The record is from RefSeq and is a predicted model, not a curated record. The transcript has a single exon.